Molecule: messenger RNA, 1021 nt
Organism: Spizellomyces punctatus DAOM BR117
Lineage: Eukaryota; Fungi; Chytridiomycota; Chytridiomycetes; Spizellomycetales; Spizellomycetaceae
Exons: 2
Coding region: 18-905 (295 amino acids)
Source: RefSeq, a predicted model, not a curated record
GCCCACAAACGCAAAUUAUGAACUUUAUCACGAACCUCGUUUCGAACAUUAGUGGGUCAGGCUCACAAGAACGGUUUCCAUCCUCUAUUCCCUUUACAGAAGACCCAUGCAGCACCUGCGAGGAGCCAUGCACAGCUCACCCUCAGAUACCUGCUUAUCUCGCCAAGAAGAUUGAAGGAGGAGAACUGGUGGGAACCAUGAAGCCAUAUAAGCGCCAUAUUAUGGUGCUAGAAGGCAGAUCAAAGGACUGGCAGGAGCGCCUGGAAUUCAGCGACGGAAUGGUAAAGGUCGUCGGCGGACAAGUUGACCAAUGGGCCGGGAAGGCCGGCUACAGGACCAUAGUUACUGCGUGCGAUCCGGUGGUAAAUGAGAGCGUUGAAGACAGUACUAAAGAGGAAGAGCAGAAGAAAAGCCAAAAAGUGGAGAAGAUGGCUCAAAUAUUUCUGUUUCCUGAACUCGUAUCUGUUGAUUUUGUCUCAGCUGCCGAGGCUCCUACACUUGUUAAAUCCCUUUUGGUUGAUAACCAAAUUCCCGCAACUUUUCCGAAUACACCACUUCCAGGACGAGCGUGGAUAUUCGUUUGCACACAUAAGAAACGGGACAAGCGCUGUGGGGUGGCGGGACCACUACUGGUAGACGAGUUUCGGAAAGCUGUGGAGGAGAUGGGAUUGGUUGGGGAAGUAUUUGUAUAUGGUUGCAGCCAUUUCGGAGGUCACAAGUAUGCAGGAAACAUUAUCAUUUAUCAUCGAAAUCCGUCCGUGGAUGGCAAUUGGUAUGGACGAGUUCGAUCAUGUCACGUGCGCCCGAUAUUACAGACGACGGUGGUUGAGGGGAAGAUUUUCAAGGAGCUGUGGAGGGGUGCCAUGGAUCGGAGCAGCGAGCACAACGAGCGCAAAGAUUGGUGAGCAACUAAAGAAUGUAGAAAUACCAUUAUAUAUAUAUAUACGCUAAAGGAUAGACGAGGAACACGUUACUAUUCUCAACGAGUUUUUAUAAUACAUAUGCCUCCCUAAUGCAAGAC